Messenger RNA from Aphanomyces astaci, 1263 nucleotides. RefSeq lists its product as hypothetical. The record is from RefSeq and is a predicted model, not a curated record. Bases 49 to 1197 code for a protein of 382 amino acids. Lineage: Eukaryota; Oomycota; Saprolegniomycetes; Saprolegniales; Verrucalvaceae. The transcript has 4 exons.
CGACAUUUGGUGUGUGCCACGCAGUCGAACAAUUUCGCCGAGCGGAGCAUGGACAACUUGUUCGACCUGGAGAGCUUCCUGGACGAGCACGAGACGCAGAAGCUAGUGGAGUUCACGCUCAGCAGCCCCGAGAUGACAGGCAAAAAGGAGCAGAAUGAGGCGGAUAAAGACAAGGCCGUCAAGAAAGCUAGCGUGUACUACCGCGAACGACGCAAGAAUGAAGUGGAUUACUUGGUGUCACGGAAGCGAGCGCUGGAGGUAGAGCUACUACAGUUGCAUGAACGCAAGGUGAUCCAAGAAGCCGAAGCGAAGCGCAGGAAGCGCGAGGCUGAGACCCAGGAAAACCUGCUGCGGGAUGCCGAGGACCAGAAUUCGUCGCUGCGAGACAAACUGCUGUCCCAGAUGGAGACACUAAAGCUGCUCGAGUCAUUCUUCAUGAGCCAGUCUGCCCUUUGUGUCUUUGCGCGCAAGCAACCGACGAAUCCGCUCUACUUCCUCCCUAGCGACCCCCAGACCCGUGAGCGCCGCUUCCGCGACACCAUCGCCACGGCCUUGAGCGAAGUCGAUAGCGUCAUGGCGUCCAAGCACCUGUCGCCACCCACGAUGCCAUUGCCACAUACGGAAACCUUUGUGCGUUUUCAGCCGCAAGUGACACACAACUCCAAGAUCGAGAUCGAAGUCAUCCGGGUGGUUGAAUUCCCGGGUUAUUCCGUCGGCCAAGUCAGCGACGCGAUCUGGCGACUCAUCCACUACCAGCUCAAGCAACUCAUGCAUUACGACACCACGGCGCGGUGCGAGGUGCUAGAAGAAGUGGACCCCUAUACAUUCUACUCGCGGUACCAGUGCCAGUUCGCACAGGGCCAGCCCCUGGUCGAAUCGUACUCGAUCUGCCACCGAACCAUGACGUCGGCCGGCAUCACGUUCGUCUACCGGUGCUUCCUCGACGACGAGAGGUACCCCGCAGGCGACAACUUUUCUCGCCAUGACGAAAACGGGUACUUGGUCGUGUAUGCCAACCCCAGCACCAACGUCACGACCGCCAAGAUGGUGUCGCUCCUUCGCCCGUUGGCUAAUGCCGCCAACGCCCCCGUCGGCCUUGUCACGGAGGAAUUCAUGGGUUACCUGCAUGACUCGUCUGAGAUUGGCCUCCGGAUACUCCACGGCAACCUCCACGACCUAGGUGGCACCGCGUCGUGAGAUUUGAUUGGUGGAUUGGUAGCCGCGAAAUGUAUCAUACAAAACCUAAGUGUUUUCCAUUCGAGU